Molecule: messenger RNA, 2303 nt
Organism: Lolium rigidum
Lineage: Eukaryota; Viridiplantae; Streptophyta; Magnoliopsida; Poales; Poaceae
Product: heat shock 70 kDa protein, mitochondrial-like
Exons: 5
Coding region: 46-2088 (680 amino acids)
Biological process (GO): cellular response to unfolded protein; protein refolding
Cellular component (GO): mitochondrion; cytoplasm
Molecular function (GO): misfolded protein binding; heat shock protein binding; ATP hydrolysis activity
Source: RefSeq, a predicted model, not a curated record
ACCCGCCGCCGCCGCCGGGAGCCGACCAAAGCUCGAGCGCCAGCCAUGUCCAUGGGAUCUCUCAUCGCGUCCAGGCUGGCCAGGUCCGGCCACGCCCUCGCCAACCGCGCCAUCUCUCAGGCUCCCAGGGCUCCCCUUCACACGACGUCUCCCCUACUCUCCAGGCUCGGAUCAGUGGCCCGCGCUUUCAGCUCGAAGCCUUCCGCGGCAGAUGUCAUCGGGAUCGAUUUGGGCACGACCAACUCAUGUGUCUCCGUCAUGGAAGGAAAGACACCUAAGGUAAUUGAGAAUGCUGAAGGCGCAAGGACAACGCCUUCCAUUGUUGCCAAGAACAAGACUGGCGACCUCUUGGUCGGCAUCACUGCCAGUCGGCAGGCAGUCACAAAUGCCCAGAACACAGUUCGUGGGUCCAAGCGUCUGAUUGGUAGGUCUUUUGAUGACCCCCAAACACAGAAGGAGAUGAAGAUGGUGCCCUACAAGAUUGUCAGGGGACCAAAUGGUGAUGCCUGGGUUGAGUUGGCUGGGCAGCAAUACUCCCCGAGCCAGAUUGGUGCGUUUGUUCUCACCAAGAUGAAGGAAACUGCAGAGGCUCACCUUGGCAAGUCGGUCUCCAAGGCUGUUAUUACAGUGCCGGCUUAUUUCAAUGAUGCUCAGCGCCAGGCUACCAAGGAUGCUGGUAGGAUUGCUGGACUGGAGGUGCUCAGGAUUAUCAAUGAGCCCACUGCUGCUGCUCUGUCAUAUGGAAUGAACAACAAGGAGGGCCUGAUCGCUGUCUUCGACUUGGGUGGUGGUACUUUUGAUGUCUCCAUCCUUGAGAUCUCCAAUGGAGUUUUUGAGGUAAAGGCAACUAAUGGAGACACUUUCCUUGGUGGUGAGGACUUUGACGCUGCAUUGCUGGACUACCUGGUUGGUGAGUUUAAGAAGUCUGACAGCAUUGACCUGAGCAAGGACAAGUCUGCUCUGCAGAGGCUCAGGGAAGCUGCUGAGAAGGCCAAGGUCGAGCUUUCCUCAACUGCACAGACUGAUAUCAACCUUCCCUUUAUCUCGGCUGAUGCCUCUGGUGCGAAGCACUUCAACUUGACCUUGACCAGAUCAAAGUUUGAGUCUCUGGUGGGCAAUCUUAUUGAGAGAACUCGCAGCCCUUGUGUGAACUGCCUCAAGGAUGCUGGCAUCUCUGCCAAGGAGGUUGAUGAGGUUCUGCUGGUCGGUGGUAUGACAAGGGUGCCAAAGGUCCAGGAUGUUGUUUCUCAGAUAUUCGGCAAGUCACCAAGCAAGGGAGUCAAUCCUGAUGAGGCUGUUGCCAUGGGAGCUGCCAUCCAGGGUGGCAUCUUGAGGGGUGAUGUGAAGGAGCUCCUGUUGCUGGACGUCACACCCCUUUCCCUCGGUAUUGAGACUCUUGGAGGCAUCUUCACAAGGCUAAUUACCCGGAACACUACGAUCCCAACCAAGAAGAGUCAGACAUUCUCCACUGCUGCAGAUAACCAGACACAGGUUGGGAUCAAGGUUCUUCAGGGUGAGAGGGAGAUGGCUACAGAUAACAAGCUUCUCGGUGAGUUCCAGCUUGAAGGUAUUCCACCAGCUCCAAGGGGCCUGCCACAGAUUGAGGUCACAUUUGACAUUGAUGCCAAUGGUAUUGUCAAGGUGUCAGCAAAGGACAAGCAAUCUGGCAAAGAGCAAGAUAUCACCAUCAAGUCUUCAGGUGGUUUGUCUGACAGUGAUAUCGAGAAGAUGGUGAGGGAGGCAGAGCUACACUCUCAGAGGGACCAGGAAAGGAAGUCGUUGAUUGAUAUCAAGAACUCUGCAGACACCACGAUCUACAGCAUCGAGAAGAGUGUCAGUGAGUACAAGGACAAGGUUCCUGCUGAGGUUGUUACAGAAAUCCAGUCUGCUGUUUCUGAUCUGAGAUCAGCAAUGGCUGGUGAUGAUUUGGACAACAUCAAGCAGAAGCUGGAAGCCGCAAACAAGGCGGUUUCGAAGAUCGGGCAGCACAUGCAAGGUGGUGGGGGAGCUGCUGGCGGCAGUGGCAGCAGUGGUGGUGACCAGACUCCGGAGGCUGAAUACCAGGACCCCAAGGAGGCCAAGAUGUAGAUUUGAUCUGCAUCAGGUCUCUACUUUUUUGUGUACCCAGUUUAGGAAGUUAAUAUAUUCAUCUACCUCCGGCUGCUUAGAUUUCUCUAUGAGGGCUACGAUACCUGUAACUUUUUGGCAAUUGUUCGAGUUGCGGAUAAAUUGUGAGUGGAACAAACUCAUAACCUAUAUCAGCUAUUAUAUUGGGCCAUUCGCCACAUUGUCCUGUUGCCUGA